UGGGUCGCCAGCCGCGCCCCCUCCACAAGGCGCCCAGACCGACCGCCGCGCCCUGCCCCCGGGCCGUCCCCCCAGCACCUCGCCGCAUCCUCGCCGCCUCUGGGUCCCACUCCGCGCCCUCUCCACGCGGCCCCGAGACCGCCCACCGCGCCGCGGACCGCCCCAACCGCGCCCCGGACCGCCCCAGCCGCGCCCCACCCCGCCUGCCUCCUCCAUCAGGCCCCACCCCAGACCGCUUGCUGUGCCACCGCACAAGUUCCCCGUGCCCGGAGCUAGCGCCACGGACCCGGCUACCGAUCCCUUUCAUCUCCUCUGCAGCAGCUGGUUGAACCAUGGCGACAACUCCUGCCAGUGCUUUCGAGGCCCUCAUGGAUGGAGUGACAAGCUGGAAUGUCCCCAAAGACCCCAUCCCUAGUGAACUUCUUCUUAUUGGAGAGGCCGCCUUCCCGGUGAUGGUGAAUGACAAGGGCCAGGUCCUCAUUGCUGCCUCCUUCUACGGCCGAGGCCGCCUGGUGGUGGUGUCCCAUGAAGGCUACCUGCUGGAUGCUGGCUUGGUUCCAUUUCUUCUUAAUGCAGUGGGUUGGCUCUGUCCCUCACCUGGGGCUCCCACUGGAGUGCACCCAUCCCUGGGAUCACUAGUAAGUAUCCUGCAGGGCUGUGGGGUUCAGGCACAGAUUCAGUCGGAACUGGGGGCCCCCUUGGGGGUUUACUGCAUCAGUGCCUACCAUGAUAAGAUGACUGCAGAGCUGAUCCAGUUUGUGAAAUGUGGAGGCGGCUUGCUCAUCGGGGGCCAAGCCUGGUAUUGGGCCAGUCAGCAUGGUCGUGACAAUGUGCUGUCCAGUUUCCCUGGGAACCAGGUGACAAGUGUGGCUGGAGUGUACUUCACCGACAUCUAUGGGGACAGAGGACGGUUCAAGGUCUCUAAGAAGGUACCCAAGAUCCCACUCCAUGUCAGGUGCGGGGAGGAUCUCAGGCGGGAUCAGCAGCAGCUCCUGGAAGGGAUCUCAGAGCUGGACAUCAAGACGGGGGGAGUCCCCUCGCAGCUGCUGGUGCACGGGGCCCUGGCCUUCCCGCUGGGGUUAGACGCCUCGCUCGGCUGCUUCCUGGCAGCCGCCCACUAUGGCCGGGGCCGGGUGGUCCUCGCCGCCCACGAGGGCAUGCUCUGGGCUCCCAAGAUGGGGCCCUUUUUGCUCAAUGCUGUGCGCUGGCUGGCCAGAGGCCAGACAGGCAAAUGUGGGGUGAACACAGGGCUGAAAAACCUGUGCGCCCUCCUGUCGGAGCAUGGCCUGGAGUGCAGUCUGCAGCCCCAUCUGACGCACGACUUGAGUGUCUACUGCUGCAAGGCCUACGGUGACAAGGAGGCCAAGCAGCUACAGGAGUUCGUGGCCGAGGGUGGGGGCUUGCUGAUCGGGGGCCAGGCCUGGUGGUGGGCCUCCCAGAACCCGGGCCGCUCCACUUUGGCCGGUUUCCCUGGUAACGUCAUCCUCAACCGCUUUGGCCUCAGCAUCCUGGCUCAGACCCUCGAUCCGGGCUGCUUCCCUGUCCCCACCCCUGAGAUGCGGAGCUACCACAUCCGCACGGCGCUGUGUGAAUUCCAGACCACGCUGAACUGUGGGGCUGGGAACCUGGAAAAGCGCUGGCUGGCAAAGCUAGGAGCAGACGGUGCGGCCUUCCUACAGAUUCCCGCGGAGGGGGUCCCAGCUUACGCGUCCUUGCACCGGCUCCUGAGGAAGAUGCUGCGUCUGUCAGGCCUCCCAGCCGUGAGCCGGGAGCACCCAGUGGCUGGCGAUUCCUGUGAGGCCGCGGUGCUCUGCCUGGCCACGGAGCUGGCACGCUCUGGGACUGACUGCUCCCAGCUGGUGCGGGAGCUUGGGACGGGGACCUGCGGCUCCCUUCUGGCCCCCUCAGAUCAGCCCAUCACUGUGGAGAUCGAUGGCAGCAACCCAGGCAACGGGGACUGCUGGGUGAGUACCGGGCUCUACCUCCCGCACGGACAAAGUGCAGAAGUCUCGCUGUCCGAAGCUGCGGCCUGCGCCGGUCUGAAGAUACAGGUUGGCUGCCACACUGAUAACCUGACCAAGGCCAGAAAGCUGUCCCGAGCCCCUGUGGUGACUCACCAGUGCUGCAUGGACAGGACCACGCGGUCGGUCUCCUGCCUCUGGGGCGGCCUCCUCUAUGUCAUCGUGCCGAAGGGCAGCAAACUGGGCCCCAUAUCUGUCACCAUCAAGAGGGCCGUGCCCGCCCCAUACUACAAGCUGGGUAAGACAUCGGUGCAGGAGUGGAAGAACUGUGUCCAGGAGAGCCUGGCUCCCUGGGGAGAGCUGGCCACAGAUAAUAUCAUCCUGACGGUGCCAACGGCAGACCUCCGUACCCUGAAGGACCCCGAGCCUGCACUCCACCUCUGGGACGAGAUGAUGCAGGCGAUAGCCCGGCUGGCAGCCCAGCCUUUCCCUCUCUGCCGUCCCGAGAGGAUUGUUGCCGACGUGCAGAUCUCAGCCGGCUGGAUGCACUCAGGAUACCCCAUCAUGUGCCACGUGGAGUCAGUGCAGGAGCUCAUCAAUGAGGCAGGCAUGAGGAGCGGGGGUCUGUGGGGACCCAUCCAUGAGCUGGGUCACAACCAGCAGCGACAAGAGUGGGAGUUCCCCCCACACACCACUGAGGCCACCUGCAACCUCUGGUCAGUCUAUGUGCAUGAGACGGUCCUGGGCAUCCCCAGGGCUCGGGCCCAUCCUGCGCUGAGCCCUCCAGAACGAGAGAAGAGAAUUAAAACACACAUAAGAAAGGGAGCCCCACUGCACGACUGGAAUGUGUGGACAGCUCUGGAAACAUACCUACAGCUCCAGGAAGCCUUUGGGUGGGAGCCAUUCACCCAGUUAUUUGCUGAGUACCAGACACUCUCUGACACCCCCACAGACAAGGCUGGCAAGAUGAAUCUGUGGGUGAAGAAGUUCUCGGAAAAGGUGCAGAAGAAUCUGGCUCCAUUCUUUGAGGCCUGGGGCUGGCCUGUCCAGAAGGAAGUGGCCGCCAGCCUGUCCUGUCUGCCUGAGUGGCAAGAAAACCCCAUGCGGGUGUACGUGCAUCCUCAGAGAAGAAAGUAGAAAUACAGAGCUAAGUGGUAAAGCCCAAGUUGGACUGCAGAGCCCAAACCUUCAGCCAACAUACCACGUGCUUCCUGGGUCUGCCACAACCUCCAGCUCCUCUUGCAUGAAACUUGCAUGUAUAGGGGCGCCUGCGUGGCUCAGGUGGUUAAGCGUCUGACUUUAGGCCAGGUUAUGAUCUCACAGUUUGUGAGUUCAAGCCCUGCAUCAGGUUCUGUGCUG
Messenger RNA from Felis catus (domestic cat), 3320 nucleotides. RefSeq names its product TRPM8 channel-associated factor 2. Gene Ontology annotation, biological process: negative regulation of anion channel activity. The transcript has 9 exons. Bases 333 to 3098 code for a protein of 921 amino acids. NCBI's taxonomy places the organism in Eukaryota, Metazoa, Chordata, Mammalia, Carnivora, Felidae. The record is from RefSeq and is a predicted model, not a curated record.